CGUAAUGGACGUGGCGUGGUCUCCUCACGACGUGUGGCUCGCCUCCUGCAGCGUGGACAACACCAUCGUCAUCUGGAACGCUCGCAAGUUUCCAGAGAUGGUGACGUGUCUGCGAGGUCACACCGGGCUGGUUAAAGGUCUGACGUGGGACCCGGUGGGGAAGUACAUCGCCUCUCAGGCUGACGACCACAGCCUCAAAGUGUGGCGGACGGUGGACUGGCAGAUGGACGCCAACAUCACCAAACCCUUCAGCGAGUGUGGAGGGACGACCCACGUCCUGCGUCUGUCCUGGUCUCCAGACGGUCAGUACCUGGUGUCGGCUCACGCCAUGAACAACUCCGGCCCCACGGCUCAGAUCGUGGAGCGAGACGGCUGGAAGACGAACAUGGACUUUGUGGGUCACCGUAAAGCUGUGACUGUGGUGAAAUUCAACCCAAAGAUCUUUAAGAAGAAGCAGAAGAACGGCAGCGCCCCUAAACCCGGCUGUCCGUACUGCUGCUGCGCUGUGGGCAGUAAAGACCGGUCGCUCUCCGUCUGGCUGACCUCUCUGAAGCGCCCCCUGGUGGUCAUCCAUGACCUGUUUGAUAAAUCCAUCAUGGACAUCUCCUGGACCCUGACCGGUCUGGGGAUGUUGGUGUGUUCGAUGGAUGGCACCGUGGCCUACCUGGACUUCUCAUUGGAUGAGUUAGGAGAUCCUCUGAGCGAGGAGGAGAAGAACAGCAUCCACCAGAACAUCUACGGUAAGAGUCUGGCUAUAACCAGCACAGAGGCCCAGCUCUCCACCACCAUCAUCGAGAACCCAGAGAUGCUCAAAUACCAGCAGGAGCGGCAGAACUCGGCCCAGGCCAACGCGGGACCCGGGAGCAUGGGGGCCGAGUCCUCUGCUCCAAAACUCAACAGCGUGAUGAACGGGGAGUCUCUGGAAGACAUCAGGAAGAACCUUCUGAAGAAGCAGGUGGAAACAAGAACAGCAGACGGCAGGAGACGAAUCACGCCGCUCUGCAUCGCUCAGCUGGAUACGGGGGAUUUCUCUCCGGCUCUGUUCAACAGCGCUCCCAUCCUGCCCUCCGGCUCCUCCAUGUCCAUCCAGCUCACCUCCCAGCUCAGCUCCGACUCCAGCCCUGGACAGGCCUCCUCUCUGGGGCUCCGGCCAGGCCACGACUCCAUGCUCACCUCGCCUCCACCCGGCAGCUCCAACAAGGAGGACAUCAAGGACGGCGUGAAGUCGUGUCUGCUGCUGACGUCUGCCUCCAAGAUCGAGCCCAUGAAAGCUUUGGACUCCAGGUUCACAGAGAGGUCAAAGGCCACACCAGGGGUCACCAUCACACAUACGGCUGGACUCACACCUCUGGACGGGCGGCCAAAAGACGGCCUCUCCGCCCUGAAGGACAUCAAAUCCAAAGAGGACACCAGCAGCGACAGCGAGGACAAGAUGGCCACCAUCAACAAAAACCUGUCGUUCAGCAAGAGGAAACCCGAGCUGCUGAUGGACGGAGCGGAGGUGGUGGAGAAGAAGAAGAAGGGACGGCCUAGGAAAGAAAAGAUGGCCGCUACGAUUUCACAACCCUUCACUCAGGUAGAGAGAGGGACGGAAAAGGUGACUCCUCCUGCAGAGCGGGAACCCAGCAGGGUGGCAGCUCUUCCACCUCCUGUCGCUGCUCUCAAACUACCUACACCCAGUAUAAAGAAGGCCUUCAGUCUGCAGGUGAGCAUGGACCCCGCAGUGAUCCUGGAGGUGGAGAACGAGGUUUCUUCGGUUGCCGGUUCGAAGCUCAGUCAGCUGCGAUGCUCCAGAGACGGACGGGACUGGAACACGCUGCUGCCCUGCUCGGUGGUCACGGCAGCAGGGAGCAGUGACGUCAUCGCCGCCGUCAGUCAGGACAGGAUGUUGUCCGUGUUCUCUUCCUGUGGGCGGCGGCUCCUCCCACCCAUCCAGCUGGCCACACCCGUGUCUGCUCUGCACUGCUCCGCCCACUUUGUCAUGGUCCUGACCGCUGGAGCCACGCUGUCCGUCUGGGACGUCCAGAAGCAGAAGGCUCUGGUGAAGAACGAGUCUCUGGCAACUAUUUUAACAGGUGCUGACACCACAGUGUCUCAGUCUCUGCUGACUCAGCAGGGAGUCCCCGUCAUCGGUCUGUCCAACGGGAAGUCGUACUGCUUCAGCUCGUCGUUGGAGACAUGGACUCUGAUCGCAGACAAAGGAGACUCUCUGGUCCAGUGUGCCGACUUCAGGAGCUGCCUUCCUACCCAUGAUGCACCUGUGUCCUCGGGGCCGCUGGCUGUCAUGCAGGGACGCAACCUCAACGCCGGUCGCCUGGCGUCCCGCCUCUCCUCCACCCCGCACCACCUGCAGCAGAGCAUGACGCUCGCCUUCCUGGAGAACCAGCUGGCGUCUGCUCUGACGCUGCAGUCUUCGCACGAGUACCGCUACUGGCUGCUCAUCUACGCCCGAUUCCUCGUCAACGAAGGCUCAGAGUUUCGUCUCAGAGAGCUCUGUCAGGAGCUGCUCGGUCCGGUCCACAAAUCAGCGACGACGUCCUGGGAGCCGACCACUCUGGGUCUACGUAAGCGUGAGUUACUGCGGGAGGUUUUACCCGUCAUCGGUGAGAACCUGCGAUUCCAGAGACUGUUCACGGAGUACCAGGACCAGCUGGAGCUGCUACGCAACAAAUAACACACACUUCUACACGCACACACACACACACACCCACACAGACACACACAGGGAGACACACAGACUGACACAAACACGUCCUGGUGUUCGGUGAGACUUUCAAUCACAGCGGGUCCUCGGCUGUGAGCGCUCGGACCGGCCUCGAGACAUGGGUGCUUCUUUUUUAUUUUCUAAUCACAACGUCACGUUGAGCUGUCGUCUUUGUGUCCUUCUUCUUCCUGCUCGCCGUGUUCCUCUGACCUAUGCACCUCUCUCCUGCACUCCCCCAAUCAUGAACUGAGAAUAACCGAAGAGAGAGAGGGGCCCGCGGCGGGGGGGGGUCGCCGCUCCCGUUCGCAGCUUCAGCAGCCAUGAAAUCAAUCUGAAGAGAGAGACGCUCGCAGAGGAGACGGACGAAUCAGAGGGGAUGUUAAGAAGCAAUAUGCUUGUACCAAAGUGAUGCCUUUAAGUGUAGAUGUUACCACAGGUCUGUGUGUGAGGAGGAGGAGGAGGAGGAGGAGGAGGAGGAGGAGGAGGAGGAGGAGGAGGAGGAGGGCGUCCAGAUGAAGGUGCAGCCAAAAUAUGAAAUCACAGAGAGGUCACCGCUUCAGAUAUUUAAACACAGGAAGGACGUCUGCGAGGUGAAGCACUUAAAGCAGGUACGUCAAAGCUCUGAGAGGAAACAAGAGGAAGAAAAACUCGUCUUCCUUCCUCACUUUGGAGGAGGAAAGUUUCACAGAAUGAUCCUUUAACUGUCUUUAUGUUCGCCUGUGAAGCAGACACUUCUGUCAUGCUCCUCUUUGAGCAGCGAGGUCACCUCUGCACCGUUUAAGUGGAGCAUUGCGGCCUCUAGUGGCCAAGAGAAGUACUGCAACAACAAACAGCUCAAAAGAUGGAAGGAUGACAAACUUGCCUUUCUUCCUCACUUUGGAGGAGGAAAGUUUCACAGAAUGAUCCUUUAACUGUCUUUAUGUUCGUCUGUGAAGCAUCCUGUCUCUGCAGACACUGGAGCAUUGCGGCCUCUUGUGGCCAAAAGAAGUACUGCAACAACAAACAGCUCAUAAGAUGGAAGGAUGACAAACUUUAUUUUCCCCUGUGGUCACAGUGAAAUAUAAAUGGUGAUUUAGAGGAUAUAUGGAGGAGGAGUUUUUCACAUCUUUGCCUUUUUUUUUUUACUCUGAUAAGAAAUCUUGCAGAAACAUUCUGUCCCUGACUUAAAGGCACUGUGAGGAGUUUUUUAAGUGGUUGAUAAACAGACUGAAACUGAUACUGAUGCCUCUUUAUGACCUUCAAGAGCAAACAAGACCAUCCACAACAACACUGAUAGCUUCUCUGUUGUCAUGUUUAAUGCCUGACACCGCUCUGAGGGGGGAGGUGUCAGAUCAGAUGAUUGACAUCCCGCUUUAGAAACACCCUGUUUUGCUAUUUUCAUGGCAAAUAAUAAUACAUUUGUAUGUUAAACACAACAGGAUGAGGUUAUUGUCUGAAGAUACAAAUUUUGCAUGUACAGGAUAAGAGAUGAGAGGUAUCGUGUUGUCCACAAGGGGGCGCCAGAAUCGAUACAGUUCCUCACAGCAGCUUUAACAGGAGGAACACGUGAGGGACUAAAUGCAUCAGCAGGUUAUCUUCCUCCCGUCCUCUCAGAGCUUUGAUCGAUUCUUUUAAAGGAUUCAAAAUGAAACUGAAGGAUGAAAUCAGGAGUCUCACAUCGCGUCUCCUCACAGUUUCACCUGAGCGUCACGAAGAACACCCUCCCUCCCUCCGACGCUGUUUUGUAAAGAAUUAAACGUGCGUGUAAAUCAUGAUAUCUGGAUUCUAUCGUAUAUAAUGUUGUCGUCCAGCAGGAACUUUAUACUCAGACUUUUAACCGUCACAUCCGAACAGAUCUCAGUUUGUAAACACGAGGAGCCUCCCUCUCUCGUUCCACAUCAGGUGCAGUUUUUAACGUAUCCAUGCGGUCGCUCGGCGGGAUCGCAGACCGUUUGCGACCGCUCCGGGGGAAUCAUGUGAACGUUCGUCGGUCGUGCUGCGAUCACAGAGCGCCGCCGCAGGAACGUUUCCUCCUCUUUGUAAAUACCGCGUCUCCGUUCUCCUCCGCUGAUGUUCGUCUCUAAAAAAAACCACUUCAAAGAGGAGACCGAGGAGAGGAAACGUUUCCUGUCCGACAUCCACUAACUUGACAUUUUCACAGGUUUCAGGAUCUAAAAGGUGAACCGCCUGGCUGAGCUCCUUCCCUCUGUCAGACUGUGUGUGUAUAUAGAUGAAGAGUGUGAGCUUAGGAAGCUUGUUUACUGCUGUCAUUGUGAAGAGCAGACGACAGAGGAGGUCCUCUUUCUGUAAUAUGUACAGCAUUUCUCUCUUUCUUUCUCUUCUGUUGCUUUUUUUUUUUUUGCUGUUAGUCAUUUUUAAAUGUUUGUACGAGGCAUUUUUUUGUUUAAUUUUUCUAUAAGAAAAAGAAAAACAAGCAGAGAUGAGCUGCCAUUUUGCUUUUGAAGAAAGUAAAAAAAUAAAUGUUGAAAGAGUCGAA
Messenger RNA from Notolabrus celidotus (New Zealand spotty), 5180 nucleotides. RefSeq names its product protein HIRA. NCBI's taxonomy places the organism in Eukaryota, Metazoa, Chordata, Actinopteri, Labriformes, Labridae. Gene Ontology annotation, biological process: regulation of DNA-templated transcription; DNA-templated transcription; chromatin remodeling. The record is from RefSeq and is a predicted model, not a curated record. Gene Ontology annotation, molecular function: nucleosome binding; protein binding. Bases 5 to 2674 code for a protein of 889 amino acids. The transcript has 20 exons. Gene Ontology annotation, cellular component: nucleus; HIR complex.